CUCUUUCUCUUUUUUUUCUCUCCUUUUCUCUUCUUUACCUAUCAUUUCAUUCAAAAACAAGACAUCCACAGGAUCGUUUUGGAAGAGGGAGCAUAGUCUUCACAAGGUGAGUUGAGGGGAGAUGCGAUUGGGUAGAGAGAAGCAUGGCGCGGAGGACUUGGGGGUGGUCCAAGGAGUGGUGGCGAAGAGACGUCGGUGCAAAUGGUCAAACGCGCUGACAAGUCUUGUCGUCUCUCCUUUUGUCCUCUUGUCCACCACGACUUUGCUCUUCAAAGCCCUUUCAGAAAACCCACGUAAACGCAGUAUACUCAAACUACGUGGACGAUCCCAUCCAGAGACAUCAAGUAUCUCUCUCACAUACCCAAUCCUCAAACUUCCUAUCCUACAAAACCUCUAGCUGAAAAUGGCCGACGCAACUAGUCCCUCGCCUGCAGCAGCAUCUGCUACUUCUCCCGCUCCUCAGACCAAUGGAGCUGCUCCCGCUUCUGCUGCCUCGCAGCCUGCGGCUGCCGCAGCUCCUCAGCCAACUUCGACCACCGGUCAAACUAGCGGUGCAGGAGUCAGCUUGUACGUCGGAGAACUCGACAACACCGUCACUGAGGCCAUGUUGUUCGAAAUCUUCAACAUGAUUGGGCCCGUCCAGAGCAUUCGAGUUUGUCGAGACGCUGUCACUCGACGAUCCCUUGGAUACGCCUAUGUCAACUACCUCAACACUGCCGAUGGAGAGCGAGCUUUGGAACACCUCAACUACUCGUUGAUCAAGAACCGACCUUGUCGAAUCAUGUGGAGUCAGAGAGACCCCGCUCUGCGAAAGACUGGUCAGGGUAACAUCUUUAUCAAGAACCUCGAUGAGUCGAUCGAUAACAAGGCUCUCCACGACACCUUUGCUGCUUUCGGAGAAAUCCUCUCGUGCAAGGUCGGAACUGAUGAGAAUGGAAAAUCCAGAGGAUUUGCUUUUGUCCACUACUCUACCCACGAUGCCGCUGAUGCCGCUAUCAAGGCUGUCAAUGGAAUGCUUCUCAACGACAAGAAGGUCUAUGUCGGACCUCACGUUGGCAAGAAGGAGCGACAGUCAAAGAUUGAGGAGCAACGAGCUCAGUUCACCAACAUCUUCGUCAAGAACGUCGACACCGAGAUGACUGACAAGGAGUUUGAGGACUUGUUCACACCUUUCGGAGCCAUUGUCUCUGCCGCUUUAGGCAAGGACGAGCAGGGUGUCAACAAAGGAUUCGGAUUCGUCAACUUCGAAUCCCACGAAGCCGCCACCAAGGCUGUUGACGAGCUUAACGACAAGGAGGUCAAGGGCAAGAAGCUCUACGUUGGACGUGCUCAGAAGCGAACUGAGCGAGAUGAUGAGCUCCGCAAGGCCCACGAGGAGAGGCGAAUGGAGAAUGAGGCCAAGUCGGCCGGUGUCAAUCUUUACGUCAAGAAUCUUGAUGACGAAUGGGAUGACGACCGUCUCCGGGCCGAAUUCGAGACUUUUGGCACAAUCACCAGCUGCAAGGUCAUGAAGGACGAGAACGGAACCUCGAGGAACUUUGGAUUUGUUUGCUACUCCACCCCUGAUGAGGCUACCAAGGCUGUGCAGGACAUGAACGGCAAAAUGAUCGGCACCAAACCCCUUUAUGUUGCGCUUGCCCAACGUAAGGAUGUCCGACGACAGGCCCUCGAGUCUCAGAUGCAACAGCGACAGAGCCAGCGCGUCGCCUACGCCGGAGGCAUGGGUGGUGCUCCAGGCUACAUGGGCGCCCCUAUGUACCCUUACCCUCCUAUGAACGGCUACGGCGGACAACCUGGUAUGAUGCCCGGCAUGCGUGGACCCAUGAUGGGAUACCCUCCUCAGCAAAUGAUGCAACAGGCACGGCCUCGGUACGCUCCUGUUGGCCAGCCCGGAAUGAACAUGCCAUAUGGCAUGCCUCCACCUCAAAUGGCAUACCCCGGUAUGCCUCAGAACUACCCUGUCCGACCCUCCAACGUCGGCGCUCGUCCUCCCACUUCCGCUCCUACCGCCAACAGUCGAUCACCCGUUGGUGCUCCCCAAGGUCUGCCCGCUGGAGCCGUUCCCCGAGGCGCUCAGAUGCCCAUGCGACCUCCUCAGGGAUACCCUGAAGCCGGUUCUGCUCCUCAAGGUGCUCAGCGACUCAACGCACAGAGCCUUGCUCGAGCUUCUGCGCCUGACCAGAAGCAAAUGCUUGGGGAGGCCUUGUACCCUCUCAUCUCCGAAGCACAACCUGAACUCGCUGGCAAGAUCACUGGAAUGCUUCUCGAGAUGGACAAUGGAGAGCUCCUCCACUUGAUCGAGUCGCCCAGUGCCCUCACUGAAAAGGUUGAUGAGGCUCUCCGGGUUCUCGAGGAGUGGAAGAAGGAUGACGAGGAGGCUUCCAAGAAGGCUGAGGGAGAGACCAAGGAGGAGGCUGUCAAGGAGGAGUCCAAGUAGAACGUCUGCUCUCGCAGAGUCAGUCUUCUCUCUCACGGUUUCAUAGACACCCCGAUCCUUUUCUUCUUUUUUUGACAGUGUUACCGCUUGACGGUGGAGUAAUUUGAAAGGGCAUGUACACUA
Molecule: messenger RNA, 2560 nt
Organism: Kockovaella imperatae
Lineage: Eukaryota; Fungi; Basidiomycota; Tremellomycetes; Tremellales; Cuniculitremaceae
Exons: 7
Coding region: 404-2437 (677 amino acids)
Cellular component (GO): ribonucleoprotein complex
Molecular function (GO): RNA binding
Source: RefSeq, a predicted model, not a curated record